AUGCAAGAGGUCGUCACCGCGGCCCAAUUUGACUACUUGUGGGUUCAAUUCUAUAAUAAUCCUAGCUGCUCUGUCAACAAGGCAAUCAAUUACGAUCAGUGGGUGUCCAAUAUCGCGAACACUCCCUCUGUUAAUGCCAAGGUCUUUAUUGGCGUACCAGCAUCUCCGCUUAGAGCCACGGGAACCCAGAGCGGCUCGCAAUACUACCUCGCACCGAGCGAUCUCGCCUCCCUUGUCAAUCAGCAUAAGGGCGAUACUGCCUUUGGCGGAAUCAUGAUGUGGUCUGCUAGCUUCUCUGAUGCAAACAUUAAUAAUGGAUGCACCUACGCGCAGGAAGCUAAGCACCAUCCUUAG
Penicillium canescens is the source of this 354-nucleotide messenger RNA. RefSeq lists its product as uncharacterized. Gene Ontology annotation, biological process: carbohydrate metabolic process. Gene Ontology annotation, cellular component: extracellular region. The transcript has a single exon. Lineage: Eukaryota; Fungi; Ascomycota; Eurotiomycetes; Eurotiales; Aspergillaceae. The record is from RefSeq and is a predicted model, not a curated record. Bases 1 to 354 code for a protein of 117 amino acids. Gene Ontology annotation, molecular function: chitinase activity.